Messenger RNA from Nymphaea colorata (pocket water lily), 722 nucleotides. RefSeq lists its product as uncharacterized. Lineage: Eukaryota; Viridiplantae; Streptophyta; Magnoliopsida; Nymphaeales; Nymphaeaceae. Bases 97 to 543 code for a protein of 148 amino acids. The record is from RefSeq and is a predicted model, not a curated record. The transcript has a single exon.
CUUUCCCCUUCUCGCUAGAGUGAGCACAAAGUGAAGCGCCGCACUCACUGCUCACCCUCCGAUCAUCUCCUUCCUCCAAAGCACCUUUCCCUUUCCAUGGACCACCUCCUCUCUCAAUUCUCUCUCCUCUCAGACGAGGCGCUCACGGACAAGAACUUCGACCCCAAGAGGGUGGAGGACCUCAUGGCCGCCUUCGAGCAGGAGGCCAUGGCGUCGUGGGCAGCCAUGGAGGCUGAAGCGGACGAGAUGGCCAGAGAGGCGGAGGCGUCGCUGAGGGCAGCCGAGGCCCAAUUUGAAAGCCUGAUAGCCCAGUCCAUGAUGGAGUUGGAAAGCCUGGGCCGCCUGCAUGGAUCGGCCAUGGCGGAAAUGAGGAGCCUGGUGAACGGAGCGGAGGCGGCCAGGAAGAUGGGGAAGUACAUGAUGAGUGCCCCUAGUGCUGCAUCAAGGAAGUACGCGGAUGCUGCUGUCGCCUCUAGCGCCACGGUGAAAUCUGCGUGGGUUGGUGGCGACGCCAGGCAGAGUGGCAGGAUCCACCCUAACUGAAGGGAAGAACAUAGCACCUAUCUAAACAGAGACAUAGAUCUCCUGUGUGUUCUGUAGCAAUUCCUGUAAUCGUGGUUUCAUGAUUAACUUUGUAUGUCAUGAGAUUACAGAAUCUGAAUGUUUUAGUUCUGAAGCGUUGAGAAUCGAAUAAAUCAAGAGUGGUCUAGAGUUGCAAUUUC